Messenger RNA from Cantharellus anzutake, 1134 nucleotides. RefSeq lists its product as uncharacterized. The transcript has 5 exons. The record is from RefSeq and is a predicted model, not a curated record. Bases 1 to 1134 code for a protein of 377 amino acids. NCBI's taxonomy places the organism in Eukaryota, Fungi, Basidiomycota, Agaricomycetes, Cantharellales, Hydnaceae. Gene Ontology annotation, molecular function: acyltransferase activity, transferring groups other than amino-acyl groups.
AUGAGCUCUGCAUUCGAUGAUUUGCUUUUCUCGUUUCGGGUGAACCCUCAUGCGUCGGACGGUAGCGAUGAUGAUUUCGACGAGUUCAUGCAAAAAAGGCUAGCAGAAUUCAUGUCCAUUCGUGAUAAGUACGAUGAAUAUUACCAAGAUCAUGGAAGUCAACCACCCAUUCGAAUGCUUCAUCCGUCCGAAGCGUUAUCUGUGCUCGAAAGCGUGACCAGUGGCGAUGGUGGCGACCACAGUGGGGAAGCUUCUGAGUCUGCACGGCUGCUGGCUGCAAAGCUCAGGAUAAUUGAUCCUGGACUUCCUCGUGAUGUUCCAAAAAACAUUCCCAUGCAAAUGGCUUCAUCGUUUGACGACACGUUUGCUGCAGCAUCUGAGGCUCUUGUUCAUGAUCUAUCUGCAGUGCAUACCGCUCUUUAUUCGCUGAAGAGUACACCUUAUUCCCACGGCUUUGCAUCUCGCUUGUAUGGGUUCGCGACUCCCUACUCCGACACUGAGUCUGUUACCGAACGUUACAUUUACCGAGAGUGGAAAACCAGGUCGCCUUGGAUUCAACUUAUGGAGGAUUUGAAACUCCAUUACCGGCUUCGAAACGGGCUGUCCGAGGACACGGCUACAAAAACAGAUGCGCCGAUUGACUACGUGCCGCUACGCUCAGAACAUCUACCACAAGUGCACGAACUCCUCCGAAUCACGUUUUGGCCUGGGAUAGAUGGUGAGCUUAUCCGGGAAAUUGACAAUGGCACUUGUUUUGUUAAAUCAGAGCAAGUUUCUCAGGCAACUGCUGAUCCUCCAGGGUCGACUAUCGUUGCAGUCUAUAAGCGAAUAGUCGUCGGUGUGGCCCUGAUAACUCCACCUCCAGACGAAGCUUACAUCCCAUAUGUUGCCGUGAGAGUUGGUUGGGAACGAUGCUCCAUUGGAAUAACUAUGCUGUUUCACCUUAUGACAGCCAACAAAGACCGUGACAUCAUUCUUCAUGUUUCUGCUAACAACCCAGCUUUGAUACUUUACAAUAAACUGGGGUUCAAAUCCGAAGAAUUCAUUGUAGGGUUCUAUGAGGACUAUUUAGAUCCUAAAUCGAAGGCAUGCCGAAAUGCUUUGCGCCUUCGGCUUCGACAAUAUGCUUCCUGA